ACACGUACUAUUCUCUAAAGAUCACUUUUAAAGAGGAACCACAAACAUGACCCGACCAAGUGGAGAUGCGUCUUUCAAGAUGAUGGCUGCGGUAGCCGCCCUGGUAACUUUCAGCAAUCUGUGCCUGCUCAUCGCGUUGGUAUCUAAUUACUGGAUCUAUGCGAACGGACGAGAUGGUGUACUCUAUUUAGGAAUCUGGAAAGGUUGCACUGUCGAUCAGUGUUACACACAGACAGCAGGAGUGUACAUGAAGACUAUUUUUAUAAUUACCUUCAUGUUGGCUGUUUUACUCAAUGUGGUUGUUGUUCUGAACUUCAAGUAUGAGUUCUCAACUAUUAAAGGCUACAAAAAGUAUGUGGGAAAACUUAUGUUGAUUUUUGCAUUUCUCGAGGCUACUGGGAUGACACAUGCCAGUAUUCUAUUCAUUCUCUCAGUGUUCUACAGUAGUUUGCACUAUGCCUAUUUCGUAGGAUGGAUCGCUGUUGCAUCGGCCUUUGCUGCUGGGGGUUUGAGCUUUUACCAUGGCCAUAUUGAACCAGAAAUUGAGGACACUCCGACGACAGUUCAAGGAACCACCACAGUCAAAUCUGAAAGCCCCCCUCCAUAUUCCGUUAUGCCUUAAUUCAAUGAAGCACUGUGUACCAACCAUCAAGCCAAUAGACUUCUCCUAGUAUUGACAUUGUUGGACAGCACAGUUAUUGUUUUACAUAUUGUUAGAUGGAAUCCAAUCCUAAAACACGAGGUGAUGUGAGAAGAUUCAGAUAUUCUUGAUAAUCGGUGAUGAAAAUUCUAUGGAGCAAAAUAUCUAUUAUUCUAUGAUCUGAUGAUCUGGAUCUCAUAGCAUAAUGUAUUAAGUAUGUUCAUGUACCAUUAAGAUGUCUUUAUGCCUUUAGCAUCUUCAACAAAGGAGGAUAUUUGUAAUAUUGCUAUUAGCCAAACUCAAUCCAUCCAUGCUAGGGACCACAGGACGGUCAUAUUUUGCCACUUUUGUCCCCUGUAUUCCUAUAGGUGAUGAUAGUAACAAAGACAAGUAAGUUAGUGGCCAUAAAUAGUUUCUGGUUAGUAAUCCGAGAUUCUGAUAAGGAGCAAGCA
Molecule: messenger RNA, 1092 nt
Organism: Pelobates fuscus (common spadefoot toad)
Lineage: Eukaryota; Metazoa; Chordata; Amphibia; Anura; Pelobatidae
Product: lens fiber membrane intrinsic protein-like
Exons: 5
Coding region: 47-622 (191 amino acids)
Source: RefSeq, a predicted model, not a curated record